AUGUUUAAGUCACUGAAAGUCACAUGGUGUCGCAGGCUAUUGUACAACACUUCGCUUUGCCCAGUUUUUAAGUCAACUCGUCAUUUUACAGCUAGAGAUGCUUCAGCUGCAUUGAAGCCUUUUUAUUUUAUAGUUCAUCCUGAUUUAUUUGGGCAGCAUCCAGCCGAACGGGCUGUCAACGAAAAUUCAUUAAAACUUUUAAAUGAGUACCUGACAGGCCAUGCAAGUGAUGGUAAAAAUGAAGCCAAAGAAAUUGUAUUUUAUAUCAGAUCUCAGGACAACAGUGAACCAGCACUAAAACAAGUCAAGAUUUAUCUGACUACAAGUAAUUUACGAGAGACGGUCAUGGACAUCCUUACAUCUUCUGGACUACCAAGUUCUCAUGUACCACAGACAAAAUGUUCAAUAUAUGGCACAAAUCGUCCAAUAGUGUGGCAUCCAUCUUACUACGCUGCCACAGGCAGGCCUAACCCUCAAGGAAGUCAUCAUGCUUCCAGGCCUGCAGCAGUUUCAUUGAGGAGCUGGCUUCAGAUGAACAUUGAGAGAUCAAGAAAGUAUGAGAAGUCAGUCAAGUUCAUUCAGGAUGAUGUUGCCAGGCUGUUGAAAAAGCUUCAGAUGGAUUUAGGAGUGGAGGAUAUUCGUUUUGACAGUGUGUGGGGUUGUCAUCAUUUUCGAGGGUGCCUUACAUCAUUCGACAGACUUUUUGAUAACCAUCCAGAGUUUCUUCAGCUUAUCCUUAAAGGAAGAACUCUAGUCUUCAGCAACAGCACAGGUGUUAGCAAACUUGGUGAAAUAAUACUCAGUAGUGAAGAUGUACCUCAGACAUGGAUAACUCUUCUACAGUCUGUAAAAGCAUAUGAUGCAGUACUAGAUCGCCUUCCCAAAAUGGAGUCAAAGUUAUCAUCUUUGUUGAACAGUAUCUGUGUGGUCAGACAAAGAAAGCAACAUUGUCAUGUUAUGGCAGGAGAAUAUGAACUUCUGUUAAACAAGCUUCUAAAUUCUCUACGACGCUGCCAGGAUCAUGUGAUACAUACCUUCAAGAACAAAGAUCUGUCUACUUUACAGCUGGUAGUGGAAGGGGAGUCUAGUCCUAUGAUGUUGUCCUCACAUGGCCAGUUUUUGAUUCCUGCAUCAGUCCCUGGAACACUGGCUGUUGACUUUGUCCACGAAAAUAUUCAUGAAGCUCUUGGCAUUUUACAACGUAUAACCAGAUUUCUUGAUGAAGAGGAAGAAAGCAAGAAAAAAGCCAUAGAAGUUCUAGGCCUAUAUCAGCUCAACAAAGAUGAAAGUGUUACCCCAGAACAGAUGAUAUCCUGUUGCUCACGUAUCAGUGAGCAACACUGGGGACUAAGUGUGUCAUUGGAAAAUUCAAAGCUGCGUGUGUCUCACUAUUAUUCUGUGAUGGAAGAUGGUCAGAUAUGCAUCCCUUGGGACUGGGUUGGCGAUGACGGCUGA
This is a messenger RNA of Candidula unifasciata, 1455 nucleotides long. The record is from the annotation of a GenBank genome assembly. NCBI's taxonomy places the organism in Eukaryota, Metazoa, Mollusca, Gastropoda, Stylommatophora, Geomitridae.